GAGAAACUGCCGGACGCGUCGUCUAUCUCCAACCAUGUCCUCCUCACAUACUGAUUCGGAUCCAAACGCGAUUGAGCUGCCUGGCUUUGGUCUUCCAGUCAACAUUCUGUCAGAGUUUCCAACUACACUUGGACCCAAUUCAAUACGUCUAUGUUUCCCAAACGCCGUGACCUGCUGGGCUGCGAAUAAUAUGACUGUCAGAGAACUGAAAAUGUUAGCAGUCAUGAACGAACUCACCGACAAACCGGAAUGGGAAAGAAAAGUGUUUGACGACGGCAUUGUUGGGAAAUGGAAAAUCGAGGCGUUAAAAAAGCCGGACACGGAUUUUUCUGAAAAGAUGUUUGAUUAUUGCAUAAACGAACUCCGCGACAAAGCGUCCUACUUCUCCAAGACCGGGCAUAUCGCUGUUCUAGAUACACGAGGCGCUGUCUUCAAAUCGGAUACCAUCAUCCCCGCUACACUCGCAGAGGAGUUGAAAACUGCUGUGAAGCCUCUGGAGGAUGUUCCUCCCCAUAAGAAAGAUUGGCAUCCUCAAUCAAACGAAAAAGUCCUCGACCUCGUUCAUCCUUCUCUCUACCCCCUCAUGUAUGGAAAGAGCCGUAUAAUACCCACCAAAUCCGACCAACUUACCCUCAAAAAUUGCCUUGACAGUUGUGGGAAAGGCGUCAUUGUACCCAAACCCGACAAGGAUGAUUUAUACUUGAGGAGCCAUAACCGUGAUGUGUACUCGCCCGCCGGCAUUGAUUUUUGGUCCGAUAGUUACCAAUGGCUUCCUUGUGAAGUUGCGUUCCGCGAUAACGAAGCGGUGGAAAUCACCAGUUACAUCAACAACUUGCAUCCUCACCACCACCAGCCCCUGUACGCCGUCCUCGAAAAGAUCAUCGCUCGAACUAUUCCUCUGUGGAAUGACGUGUUAUCGGUCAUUGACCUUGACAAAAACGGCAACGCACAGUUGCGCAUCGUUAUUUCGGGCGCUGAAUAUGAAUAUCCACUGGGGGAGGAGAGGCCAUUGGAUCCAAAUGAGGAUCCCAAUGAUCUAGAUCGGUACGAAAGAGACGAGGACUGGCUCAGGGCCAAUCGGGUUCUAAUCCAACCCGAGCCAAAAGAAUACAAACCGAUCAAUCCUCAGGACCUCACCAGAGUCGACCUUCGUAGGGAUUGGGGAAACGACGGGAUACAGGUUAUCGUAAAGCUCGCCAAUAUUGAGUUACGACCGGAAGAUGGAAAGACAGAGUACGAAGGCGGGGCGUGGCACGUCGAAGGCCAACUCAACGAGCACAUCUGUGCGAGCGCUAUAUAUUAUUAUGACCAAUCCAAUGUCACGGAAAGUCGCCUUGCGUUCCGUCAGCUAACCAAUCGUGGGGAGCUUGAGGAGAAGGAUUACCCGCAGGAUGACUAUGAAGGGCUAGAAGUGCUUUAUGGCAUCCAACAAUAUGGCCCUUGUGUACAAACCCUUGGAUCUGUUCUCACGAGGGAAGGAAGAAUGAUCGGGUUCCCGAACGUUUUACAGCACCAGGUCCAGCCUUUCAAACUUGCUGAUCCUACUAAACCAGGAUAUCGCAAGAUUCUCGCCUUGUUUCUCAUCGAUCCAUAUAGGAGAAUAAUAUCCACCACGAACGUACCCCCACAGCAGAGUGAGUGGUGGGGAGAGGUAAUUGGUGAGGAUGCGUCAACUCGAGUUGGACAACUACCGCCAGAGCUGAGGGAGCAUGUAAUCAAGAUGGUGGAAGACUGGCCAAUUUCGCUGGAGGAAGCGAAGAGAAUCAGGUUGGACCUGAUGGACCAAAGAAGGGCAUUUGUCUCCAACGUCAAUCAGGGUUAUGAAGAGGAAGGAUUUUCAUUUUGUGAACACUAACGUGAAGUUUUUGAUUGUUUGCAUCGUGUGUUGUGUUUGUAACACUGGCGGAUGUACUUAUUUGUAGCUUGAAGUCCUGGCAUCGAAUGAACCUGUACUUGCUACGCAAGUACGCGAAAAUAGCUCUCUCCA
Messenger RNA from Marasmius oreades (fairy-ring Marasmius), 1987 nucleotides. RefSeq lists its product as uncharacterized. Bases 35 to 1855 code for a protein of 606 amino acids. The record is from RefSeq and is a predicted model, not a curated record. Lineage: Eukaryota; Fungi; Basidiomycota; Agaricomycetes; Agaricales; Marasmiaceae. The transcript has 2 exons.